Molecule: messenger RNA, 885 nt
Organism: Struthio camelus australis
Lineage: Eukaryota; Metazoa; Chordata; Aves; Struthioniformes; Struthionidae
Source: RefSeq, a predicted model, not a curated record
AUGGCUGAGAAGAAAAAAGAUUUUGUUGAUGAAAUAAAUAAAGCGUUGGCAAAGUCUGAAGGGUUUACCCUGAAGGACCUGCUGUUCUCCUACCAGGGGACUCCUUAUCCCGUCACAGUGUGCAGUGCAGAAACGUUCCAAGCCUUGGAGAACUUAGAAGCCAGAAGAGAUGAUCUUGUGCUGGUGUCUUACCCUAAAUGUGGUGUGAACUGGCUUAUCCAGAUUUUAAGUGAUUUGAUAUUUACAACUACCCAGAGUAAACAUGUAAGUGCAGAACUACCAUUUAUUGAAUGUGGAGAUCCAGAUAAAUACCAGAGGAUGAAGCAGAUUCCGUCUCCCAGGAUUUUGGCAACACAUCUGAAUUAUGAUUGCCUCCCCAAGUCUAUUUUAAAGAACAAAGCUAAGAUACUAGUGUUGUUUCGAAACCCUAAAGAUGCAGCUGUUUCAUUUUUCCAUUUCCACAACAGUGCGCCGAGCGUCCCCAGUUACAGCUCCUGGGAUGAGUUCUUCUCAGAGUUCAUGAAUGGGAAAGUCAGCUGGGGAUCCUAUUUUGACCAUGCAGUCACCUGGAACAAACAUAUUGAGGAUGAAAAUAUUAUGGUCAUAAUAUAUGAAGACCUGAAAGAGAACCUGACUUGCAGUGUAAAGCAGAUAGCUGAAUUCUUUGGAUUCUCCUUAACGCCUGAGCAGAUUCGAUCUGUUGCGAACAGGGCCACUUUCCAGGCCGUGAAGGAUAAGGCUGAGGAGACACAUGGUGCUGUUGGCUCAAUUCUCUUCCGAAAAGGUGUUGUUGGAGACUGGAAGAAUCUUUUCACUGAAGCUCAGAACCAGGAAAUGGAUGACAAAUUCAAAGUGUGCUUAGGAGGAACUAAGCUGGGAGCUUAG